Molecule: messenger RNA, 8859 nt
Organism: Rhineura floridana
Lineage: Eukaryota; Metazoa; Chordata; Lepidosauria; Squamata; Rhineuridae
Gene: MED1
Product: mediator complex subunit 1
Exons: 18
Coding region: 209-5086 (1625 amino acids)
Biological process (GO): cellular response to thyroid hormone stimulus; regulation of transcription by RNA polymerase II
Cellular component (GO): mediator complex
Molecular function (GO): nuclear thyroid hormone receptor binding; nuclear retinoic acid receptor binding; transcription coregulator activity
Source: RefSeq, a predicted model, not a curated record
GAAGCGAGGGGCAGUCUCGCGCGGUUGGCAGCGGGAUGGCGGUUGUUGCGGAAUAGCCGAUGAGGCUAACUGCUGCUUUUGCCUGAAUCUCGGGCUUCUCCUCAGAUCGGGAGAGGGUCUGGCUGGGGCUGUUGUACUCUCCCCCCCACAUGAGGGAGAGUGGAGGGGGGCAGCUGGCCCCUCUCCCGCCCCACCACGCUCCUGAGGGAUGAAGGCGGCCCAGGGGGGCGCCGAGGCCGAAGCUCUCUGGGCGGUUUACAGAGAUGGAGUAGAUCUGAGGAGGGAGGAGACCUCCACUGAAGUGGUAAUCCAGCAAUUAACAGCAGUAGCCUCUUUUGCAGAAGCGGAGAAACUGAAUAAGAUGAGUUCCCUCCUAGAAAGGCUUCAUGUCAAGUUUAAUCCCAACAGCAGACCUUGGACAGAAACCAUGAAGCUUGUCCGGCAAGUUAUGGAAAAACGAGUUGUAAUGAACUCUGGAGGUCACCAGAACCUUGUCAGCUGCUUAGAAACUUUGCAGAAGGCCUUAAAAGUGACAUCUCUACCUGCCAUGACCGAUCGCUUAGAAUCCAUUGCAAGACAAAAUGGCCUUGGAUCUCAUCUUAGUGCAAAUGGCACUGAAUGUUACAUAACUUCAGACAUGUUCUAUGUGGAAGUCCAUUUGGAUCCUACAGGACAGCUGUGUGAUGUUAAAGUGGCACAUCAUGGAGAAAACCCUGUGAGUUGCCCAGAGCUGGUGCAGCAUCUAAGAGAGAGAAAUUUUGAAGAAUUUUCUAAGCACCUGAAGGGUCUUGUCAAUCUGUAUAAACUGCCGGGUGACAACAAACUGAAAACUAAAAUGUACUUGGCUCUUCAGUCCUUGGAGCUUGAUCUUUCAAAGAUGGCAGGGAUGUACUGGCAAGCCACCAAUGCAAGCCCUUUGGAUAAGAUUCUACAUGGCAGUGUGGGCUAUCUCACCCUAAGGAGUGGAGGCCACUUGAUGAAUCUGAAGUAUUAUGUUUCACCCUAUGAUUUGAUUGAAGAAUGUACUGGAGCUCCCAUUAUUCUGAAUGAGAAUGUUCCUCGAUACCUGGGUAUGAAUGUAUGUGUUACAAUUGAGGGAACACUGACAAUGAACAAACUUCCAAUUGCCCCUCUGAUUAUGGGGUCUCAUCCUGUGGACAACAAAGGGACACCUUCUUUCUCCUCAAUUACCAGUGCCAAUAGUGUUGAUCUGCCAGCUUGCUUCUUCUUGAAGUUCCCACGGCCUAUUCCAGUAUCUCGGGCUUUCAUUCAGAAACUUCAGAACUGCACAGGCAUACCACUGUUUGACACCACCCCAACAUAUGUCCCUUUAUAUGAACUUAUCACAAAAUUUGAGCUAUCCAAGGAAGAUGACCCUGGACCAUUGAAUCACAACAUGCGCUUUUAUGCGGCUUUGCCAGGGCAGCAGCACUGCUACUUCCUCAACAAAGAUGCUCCCUUGCCAGAUGGACGAAGUCUUCAAGGAACUCUACUCUGCAAAAUUGCUUUCCACCAUCCUAGUCGGGUGCCUCUCAUCCUCAAUUUGAUCAGGCAUCAAGUGGCCUACAACACUCUGAUAGGCAGCUGCGUCAAGCGAACAGUUUUAAAAGAAGAUUCCCCUGGCAUCCUGCAAUUUGAAGUUUGCCCUCUGUCCGAUUCCUGUUUCAGUGUGUCCUUUCAGCAUCCUGUAAAUGAUUCCUUGGUUUGUGUGGUAAUGGAUGUCCAAGAUUCUACCCAUGUGAACUGCAAAUUGUAUAAAGGGCUCUCUGAUGCACUCAUCUGCACAGAUGACUUCAUUGCUAAAGUUGUUCAAAGAUGCAUGUCAAUACCUGUGACCAUGAGAGCCAUUCGGAGAAAGGCCGAGACAAUCCAAGCAGAUACACCAGCCUUGUCCCUCAUUGCUGAGACAGUUGAAGACAUGGUGAAAAAGAACCUGCCCCCUGCCAGCAGCCCAGGUUAUGGCAUGACUACCGGCAGCAACCCCAUGAGUGGCACCACCACCCCAACCAGCACCUUCCCUGGGGGACCCAUCUCCACCUUGUUCACUAUGAGCAUGGGCAUAAAAGAGCGGCAUGAUUCAGUGGGCCAUGGGGAAGACUUUAGCAAAGUGUCUCAGAACCCCAUUCUUACAAGCUUGCUACAAAUCACAGGCAAUGUGGGCUCCACCAUUGGCUCCAGUCCCACUCCUCCACACCACACACCUCCCCCUGUGUCAUCUCCUGCAAGCAACACCAAGAACCACCCAAUGCUCAUGAAUCUGCUGAAGGACAAUCCAGCUCAAGAUUUCUCAUCGCUCUAUGGGAACAGCCCACUUGAGAGGCAGAACUCCUCUUCUGGCUCCCCAAGAAUGGAAAUAGGUCCCGGGGGCAACAAGCAAAAAAAGAAAAAAUCACGUGUUCUGGUGGACAAACCCAAGCAUCAAACUGAAGAUGACUUCCAAAGAGAGCUGUUCUCCAUGGACGUUGACUCCCAGAAUCCCAUUUUUGAUGUCAAUAUGACCACUGACACUUUAGAUACCCCUCAUAUUACUCCAGCUCCCAGUCAGUGCAGCACUCCACCAACAACGUAUCCACAGUCUAUACCUCAUACCCAGCCCAGUAUUCAGAGGAUGGUUCGGCUCUCCAGCUCAGAUAGCAUUGGUGCUGAUGUCACAGAUAUCCUUUCAGACAUAGCAGAAGAAGCAUCCAAGCUGCCAAGCACUAAUGAAGAUUGCCCUCCUAUUGGGACACCAGUAAGGGACUCAUCCAGUUCAGGGCAUUCCCAAAGUGCUCUGUUUGAUCCUGAUGUCUUUCAGUCAAACAAUAGUGAAAACCCUUACACUGAUCCAGCUGACCUGAUUGCUGAUGCCACUGUGAGCCCAAAUAGUGACUCUUCAAAUCAGUUUUUUCCUGAUGGAGUUGAUUUCAAUCCCGACCUCCUGAACAGCCAGAGUCAAAGCGGUUUUGGAGAAGAGUACUUUGAUGAUAGCAGCCAGAGUGGAGACGCUGAUGACUUCAAGGGCUUUGCAUCACAAACGAUAAGUACUCUGGGUGUGCAAGUUCUGGGGGGAGAUGGAGGGGAGAGUAAAUUCAAGGCAAGCAGCCAAACGGACACAGUCGACUUUAGUAUUAUCACUGCUGCCAGCAAGGCUCUGGGGGUCUCUGAUGUCAUGGAGCAUCAUAGUGGAAGCCAGAGUCCCUUAUUGAGCACAGGAGAUUUGGGGAAGGAAAAGUCGCAGAAGCGGGUCAAAGAGGGUAAUGGAUCCGGGAGUUCUUUAACGGGCCCUGGGCUGGAUGGCAAGGGUGGAAAACGCAGCCGCACCCCAUCCAGUGAUGGGAAGAGUAAAGAAAAGGUCCAGAAGAGGAGGAAGGUGGAGCCAGAAGGCAAAUCUCCCUCUCAUAGUUCAUCUAACAGGCCUUUCACCCCACCAGCAAGCACAGGUGGCUCAAAAUCUCCUGGAAGUUCAGGCAGGUCUCAAACACCCCCUGGGGUAGCCACUCCUCCCAUCCCCAAAAUCACCAUCCAGAUUCCCAAGGGAACAGUGACUGUUGGCAAACCUUCCCAUGGGCAGUACACAAGCAGUGGCUCAGUCUCCUCUUUGAGCAGCAAAAGUCAUCACAGUCAUUCCUCCUCCUCCUCUUCCUCCUCCUCCUCAUCAUCCUCGUCCUCUUCGUCUUCCUCCUCGACCUCGGGCAAAAUAAAGAGCAGCAAGUCAGAUGGGUCUUCUGGGUCCAAGAUGAGCAGCAGCCUCUACUCGGGCCAAGGCGGCUCUGGAUCAGGUCAGUCCAAAAGCUCCACCCAAUCAGUGGGCAAGCCUGGGUCCUCCCCCAUCACAAAACACGGCCUCAGCAGCGGCUCUGGAGGUACCAAGAUCAAACCUCAAGGGAAGCCUUCAUCGCUUAUGAACCCUUCCAUGAGUAAACCAAACAUUUCUCCUUCUCAUUCUAGACCCUCGGGCGGUUCUGACAAGCUGGCCUCUCCGAUGAAACCCGUUCCAGGUACUCCCCCGUCGUCUAAAGCAAAGUCCCCUAUUAGUUCCGGUUCUGGAAGUUCACACAUGUCUGGGACAGGAUCAAGCUCAAGCAUGAAGUCAUCUUCAGGGAUGGGAUCCUCCAAUUCCAUGUCCCAGAAGCCACCCCCUUCUUCAAAUUCUUCCUUGGGAUCUUCAUCUUCCUUCUCAUCCAGCAGCUCUUCCAUGUCCUCAUCUCAGAAUCAGCACGGAAGUUCAAAAGGCAAGUCUCCAAGCCGGAACAAAAAGCCAUCUUUGACUGCUGUCAUUGACAAACUCAAGCAUGGUGUUACCAGCGGCCCUGGUGGGGAAGACUCAAUGGAUGGACAGAUGGUCCAGAGUUCCAGUUCCUCAAGUCAUUCCAUGUCCUCCAAACACAGCCUUUCUGGAGGUGAAUUGCAGGGGAAACGGGAGAGAAGUGACAAGGAAAAAUCCAAAGUCUCUGUUUCAGGAGGCUCCUCCGAUUCUUCCAAGAAGACAUCUGAUUCAAAGAAUGUUGGAAGCACUGGAGUGGCCAAGAUCAUCAUCAGCAAACAUGACGGUGGCUCUCCUAGCAUUAAAGCCAAAGUUACCUUGCAAAAGCCUGGGGAAGGAGGUGGAGAUGGCUUAAGGCCUCAGAUGACAUCCUCCAAAAGCUAUGGAUCACCACUGAUAAGUGGUUCUACUCCAAAGCAUGAGCGCUGUUCUCCCAGUCACAGUAAGUCUCCUGCAUAUACUCCCCAAAACAUUGACAGCGAGAGUGAAUCAGGAUCAUCCAUAGCAGAGAAAUCCUAUCAGAACAGCCCCAGCUCCGAUGAUGGAAUUAGGCCUCUUCCAGAAUAUAGCUCGGAAAAGCAUAAGAAACACAAAAAAGAAAAGAAGAAAGUAAAAGAUAAAGACCGUGAUAGAGAUAGGGAUCGUGAGAAAGAGAGAGACAAAAAGAAAACUCACAGCAUUAAACCAGAGAGCUGGUCUAAAUCUCCCAUCUCUUCAGAACAGUCUCUGUCUAUGACAAGCAGUGCCAUUCUUACAUCAGACAGGCCAUCCAGGCCCAGCCCUGAUUUUUUGAUUGGGGAGGAAGAUGAGGAUCUCAUGGAUGUUGCCCUGAUAAGAAAUUGAGAAUAUGUGUCCAAGGUGGGGGGAGGGGCUGGAUGUUUCAUUUAGUGUUUUUAAAAUGUUUUUAAUGUUGUGAGUGAGACGACACCCAUGCGGGUUCAAGAAAAACCAAACUUUUGAUUUGGAUUUGAUAGAUGGAGCAUAGUAAAAAAAUAUUUUUUAGCUUUUCUACUACAAAGAAUCGAUGCAUCAAGCUGUUAGAUGUAGGUCUGUCUGUCACUUGUCCCCAUUUACAUGCCUGUGAACUGGCAAGACAGGACUGAAACUUGGGCACAAGUUUAAAUGUUUUACUUUUUUUACUUCAGGUGUAAGAAAACUUUGGCCCUCAUGAUGUUGCUGAACUACAACUUCCAUCCUCCCUGUCAUGGAGGGAUGGCCAUGGCCAACAGCUUGCUGGAACUGAUGGGAGUUGUAGUACAGCAACAUCUGGAGGGCUAAAGGUUCCCCACACCUGUUUUAGUUGAGCAAGAUUUUCCCCUUGCACCACUAUUAUAGGAACAUUUCCAUUUUGGUGCAUAUUUUUUAACACAUUUGGUGUCUAGGAUUUAAGUUGGGUUGGGUUUUAUUAUUCAUGCUUGGAGUAUUUCUACUAAAAAUAAUUAGUGGAAUUGGUUCAGUGUCUGGUAUCUCUUCUAGCUCUCCCAGGUGCUGACUGCCAUCUUCUGUUAAAAAUAAAAUGUGAGAUGGAACUCUGUUCAGUGAAUAGCACCAUGCUUGGCCCUCAUCCAAAUAGUGAAGUAUUUGACAUAGAUAUGUUAAUGCAUUUUACAGCCAUUAGACUUAAUCUUUGUAUUAUAAAAAAAUAAUAAUUUUUACAUCCAGGAAGCUCUGUUGGUUUUCAUGCAUGUCUUCUGCGUUAUAAAUGGAUAGUGCAAGAUGGCAACUGGGUGGGAAAAAGAAAGUGAGGGUUUGGUCGGAGUCCCUUGGGUGUAGGAUUUUGGAUUUCUUGGUCCUUGUUGUAGUUUUGAUGUAGGUAAAAACCCAUGUAGGAGAGAAUGCUGUUAAAAUAAGUGGGAUGUUGUGCUCUUUUUGCCUCAGUGUAUCUAGCUUGAUGGCAUGGAUGUGGAUCAGUUACCUCUUUGGUAUGAGACCCACUGCAGCUUGGCUCCUCUUUACACUACAGAAACGUAGGAACCUUAAGGUCAUACGGGAUGAAUCAACAGUGCAGCUACUUCCUUUGGUAGUUGCCUCAAUACCUAGGAGGGUGAAGUGGCUGCAUCAUUUACUCCUCCCAUAUAACUUCAAGGCUCCUAGGUUACUAGAACAGCAUAGGGAACAGCAACGCUGGAGCAACCUAAAGGCCAGUGAGAUAGUAUAUGGUUCCAUACUUGUUAAGAAGGAGCCUAUAAUGUGUGAGUGGUCAAAAUACAUGCUUAGCAGAUUUGCACUUCAGUUACCACCUUGUUACAAGUUGAGGGCAACAUUGUAGAAUUUUCCUAUAAUCAUAUACCAUCUGUAUCCGGUGCUAUCAUACUGGAUUAAGAUUCACCAUUAGAAUUUACCUUCACGUGUUCUGUUGUAGGCCAUGAACCAUAGGCAUAUGGACCUUGUCUUGAUAGCUGCUGUCCUGUUCUGUUCAGUUUCUUCACAUGGAACAUUCUCUGCUAUUCAAGAGAAUAGGGCAGCCCCUGGUCACACAGAGCUCCAUGCAUGUACUAGAGUAUCUGAAUUGUGCAUGGACAGCAUACAGCAGUAAUGGGGAACCUGUGCCCCUCCAGGUGUUGCUGGACUAACUCUUUUUAUCCUUGACCAUUAGCCAUACUGUCUGGGGCUGAUGGGAGCUGGAAUCCAGCGACAUCUGGAGUGCCAUAGCUUCCUUAUCCCUGGCAUGCAUCGACCCAUACUGAGCAUAGCAGUGGUUGCAGGACUGUGUGAUAGCUAACUCUGCAUCCCAAACUGUUUGCACCCUUAGAAGGUAUUGUGUGAUGGCUCUGCCCCACUAUGGAUCCUCUAAUUUAAAUGUUUUAUCAGGGAUACACACACAACCACAUUCUGCAGUUUCCCUGUCUCACAUUCCUGUUUCCAAGGUACUGAAAAUCAUAAAUUCAGAGUAAAUGACAUGAUUCAUUCACUGGAAGAGACUGAGUGGGGUGCAUAAGUCUUUGAAACAGCAAGAGUGUUUUUGUGAUAGCAACAUUAUCGAAUGUAAUUCUGUAUCUUCUGGCCACAGCAGUUGUCAUCUGUUUGAUUUUAACAGUAUUUUCAUUUAGGGGAAGCUGGGUUCUGAGCAGCACAGUGUGCAACUUUCAAAAUAGGAGGCUUCACUGUUCAGGGCUUUAGAAAUCUUAUUGUAUCCCACCAGCAACAUCUGUGUGGUGUUUUCAUAAUGGGGCACAUAUUAUAGUUCUUGUAUCAUCUGUAAUUCGAAUAGUAUUUACAGGAUGAAGUCUGUAAGGAGCAAUAAGUACUGGCAGUGUCUAAAAUAUUAAGAGGUAUUGGCUCUUGAACCAUGAUUCUUCUAGAUCAUUUAGAGUGGUUACUCAUUUGGGUCCCAAAGUUAAACACAGCCAGAUUUUUUUUUUCCAGAGGGCAGCUCUCUUUGUUCAAUAGUAGGCUUUUGAGUUAUGCAGAAAAGGUUCUUCAGACUAAAAACAAGACUUGAUCCAGUGUACCGCAGGUGCAGCAUGUACUCAUGAAGGGAUUUCCAUGUAAGCUUCAUAGUUUUCCUUGGCAUACAUGCAUUCUGUGCCAGGCUGUAAUGAGGUAUGAAAGGGUGUGCAUAGGUCUUACGUUCCCAAUAUGUGCUGAGCAUCCAAAUAUAUGUCUCUGUUGGGGUGGGGGGAGAGAUGGGAAUUGUUUUAGGGUCCCUCUAUGCAUAGAUUGGAUUGAGCCAAAUUAGUUCUAUGUUAAGUCUAAAGCCUACCAUACUAAUAAGGGAAAAACAAUUUUGAAACCUGUUUUACCAUCCAAGCAGGGUGUUAAUAAAGAUUUACAACCUGCUUUUAAUGCAUGAUACCCUCUUCUUGCUCAGCAGUGAUAGUUUUGUCCAUAGGGAAAAAGGUGGCCAUUCAAAGAAUAGUUCCACCAAUUAGAAUUGGAGUUCAUAUGUCAGUAUCACACAAUCCUUUUCUGUGUUAAAAUAUCUCGUUUACUUCUAAAAGCGCAUUUAUUUGUUCACAAUACUCUACAUCUUUCAGUAUUGUAAAGACAAACAGGAAAAAGUCAAACCUUUUAAUCUCAGGUGAAGCUACUUACAUUGAGAUUAAGGUUGGUUCUUUUGUAAAUAGUAGGUCCUUUACUCUUGUUUUGUGAACAGUUGUGUAAAUACUGCUUCUGGUGACUGAUGGGAUGGAAAAGAAGCAUAAUGUAUGCUUAGUUUUUUAAAAAAGUACUUCAAAUAACAUGUUGGUUUUACAUGCAAAUAAAUUUUGUUUGGUAGAAAUGUUUGCCUCAUCACAAUUUUUGUACUUUACAAAUGAUGGCAUCUACCUGGAUAGAUUGUCAAGUAAGUCCUGCUUUGGAAAAAGAGAGGCCUUUUUCGCAGUCAUUACUUCAAAACUUGUACACAGCUGGAAGUAUACUCCAUCAGCACCACAACUGUUUAAUAUUAGCCAUAACUGUAGUAGAUGCUGAAUAAUUGUAGAGGUUAUAGUCCCCUUUCCAUGGCUAGUAGUCUGCUUUUUUAUGUUGGGAACUGAGUUGUCUAAUUGCCUAUCCAUCCUAUUUCCCCAGAUUCUUGGACGACAGUAUGGAAAAUUAGUACUGAUGAUGAACACAUUUUGUUUUUACACAUGCUACAUGAUUGGUUUCUCAGUGGGUUGGUUUGUUUCAUUCUU